Staurois parvus is the source of this 303-nucleotide messenger RNA. The record is from the annotation of a GenBank genome assembly. Lineage: Eukaryota; Metazoa; Chordata; Amphibia; Anura; Ranidae.
AUGUCAGUACCAAAAGCGGUAACCCGAGCUACACUCGGGCUUACCAUGCGGCGUUGCUCAGGGAGUCCCUGCAGCAUUUACCUUGUCCUUCGCUCCCACGAUGUGUCCCCUGCAGUGUCCCCGGCCAUCUCCUCCAUCCGAUGCUGGCAUCCUGCUUCCGUGUUCCGGUCCCUGUGACGUCGGGACAUACGGGCGCCGGAACCGGCGGCAAAUUUGAAAUUUUUAAAAAAUUUCAUUUUUUUAAAAAUGAUUAUUACAUAUGCUUUGUCCUGUGCCCUGCCUGCAUUUUAACUGUUCUUUCUG